AUGAUGCACAUUACCCUUCUUGCCUUCGCCGGCACUGUCGCCGCGCUCACCGACAUCGAACACAAGCCUUUCAUGAGAAAGAACAUCGACCCUAUUGUCCUUCCGGGAAAAUAUGCUUCCCACAUGCACUCCUUCUACGGCUCCGAUGCCGUGACUAAAGACCUUCCAACCACGGCGGAUCUCCAGAAAGGCUGUCCUUCAGGCGAGAACCCGAAUGAUCUAUCGGUAUACUGGGCGCCAACACUCUACUACGUCAAAGGGGACACCUACACUGAGAUCUACCCUGCGACCUUCAAGACAUACUACGAGAACAUCGACCGCGCCGAGAUCCCAUUCCCACGCGAUCUACACAUGGUCGCGGGCAACGCGUCUGCGAAGUCGCAGGCGGAUAUCAACGAGAAAGUGACGGCCAUCACGUGGUGGUGCGACACAGGCGCGGACGAUCGGAACAGUCGCCCUCGAGCAGCGUUCCCGAGGGGCACAUGCGGCGCGCACAUGCAGGCCAUUCUGAGGUUCCCUGAUUGCGUGAAUCCGAACAAAGUAACCGAAUAUGCGUAUGCGGCUGCGAGUCCGGGCGGGAAGUGUCCCUCCGGAAUGAAGAGGAUGCCAAGCUUGAGGUUCUCGGUGAGGUAUAAUACUAAGGCUGCGAUACCAGGUGGUUGGAGUGGCGUUCCGCCCUUCAAGCUUGCCUGUGGCGAGAUCGGCGAUGGCUACUGUUUCCACGGCGACUUCAUCAAUGGAUGGUUUGAGGAUGCUGCGCAGAAUAUGCUGAAAGCAAAGGGGCAGUCUUUCAUGGCUAUUGAUGGUGCCCAUGGCAAGGGAAAGGUCCCGUUCAACCAGAGUUGCAAGCCGAAGGAUCGGGAUCCCGAUGGCGGGACGAGUGAUUAUCACAGGAGCUUGGAGAUGAUGGGUCAUAUGUAGGUACUUUUGUUCUGCGUUGAAGAUCGUUGCCCUGGAUGGUUAGCAAUGGC
Molecule: messenger RNA, 971 nt
Organism: Paraphaeosphaeria sporulosa
Lineage: Eukaryota; Fungi; Ascomycota; Dothideomycetes; Pleosporales; Didymosphaeriaceae
Exons: 4
Coding region: 1-921 (306 amino acids)
Source: RefSeq, a predicted model, not a curated record